CAAUACUUGGAAAGAAUGGAUUCCAUAUAUAAUAACCCCAUUCGCCAAAGAAUAAACAAAAUAUUCGAUAGUCAUAUUGUGACAGACAACAGCGAGGCGUUGAGUACAGUGUCCGGACUAUGUUCGUCGAAUUCUGCUUAUACAAGAAGGAUACUUGUGAACGAAAUUGAAAAAAGGGACAUGUUAGUGAAUAAGGCUGUUUUAACUGAAUACAGUAAGGUUAAAGAUAAACUACAAGUGUUGCUGAAUUCCUUAACCACACUAGACACUGCCGUAAAAGAUAUGUCCAAUAGAUUACACGAAUCUAAAACCAAAACCCACCAUUUGAUAACGCAAACAACGAAAUUAAAGUAUGAGAGGAGGAAAACCGAGAAAAAACUUUUAUGGGUUAAUGCUUUUGUCAAGAAUUUCCAAAUUUCUCCAGAGCAACAAGAAUAUCUUUACAAUGUUUCAGUAAAGACACCUUUAACAAUAGAAUUUUUUGGGACCUUGUCAAAAAUUGAAAAACUUUACGACAACUGUAAAUCUUUAGUAAAAUGUUGGUAUCAAACCUCAGCUUUUGAUAUAAUGGAGAUGAUAAGCCUACAGCAAGAGGUGGCUAUUGAGAAACUGUACCAUUGGACUAUUGGAGCAUGUGUCAGUAUUGAUUCACCUAACAAUGCCUUGGUGCCAAAAGCCUUGGCAAAAUUUCAAAACAGACAAGUUCUAUUCUGCAACAUUAUUGAUGAAUAUUGUUCAGCUCGCAAAGUGACCAUUGUACAAAUGUUUAUUGAUGCGCUAACAAAAGGAGCUGAUAGUGGUUCAAAACCAAUAGAAUUUUAUGCCAAUGAUGCAAAACGAUAUGUAGGUGAUAUAUUAGCUUGGGUGUAUCAAAUUAUACCUAUAGAAAAGGAGAAUCUUGCAACUUUAUUCAAAUUUUGCAAUAUGCUAGAUAAAAAUCAACAUAUCACAGAUGCUCUAAUCAGUAUUAUGGAGGCAUUAUGUCCACUGCUGAAGGUUCGAGCAGAGCUGAUUUUGAAACCUGAUAAAGACCCAUUAGUCCUGUGGUCUAUUGCCAACCUGAUCAUUUACUAUAAAGAAAUUAUUCAAAAUAUCAUUCCAAAAGGACAUUUGAUUGACACUUUUGAGGAAUUAUUGAGAAAGAGUGAAGAAGUGUUUAUUAUAACACUAGAUAGUAAAAUACAGAAAGAGUUGAGCCAUGGUGUGAAGGCACCACCUUUGGACUUGAAUCCUUCAGUUGUUGUAACAGAUCUUGUAAGCUUUUUAAGAGAUCUAUUGGCUGUGAUGAACGUUUCAAACAACAUUAAAAGUGCAGAUAAAAAGAUCAUUAUAACACACAUUUUGGAUCCUCUCCUCCAUGCUCUUAAUGAAACUGCAUGCCACCUCAGUUCAACUGAUAUGUCUGUCUACAUGCUAAACUGCAUCUACCAUAUACAAUGUACUCUGUCAUUGUACACAAUAAUGGAUGAAUAUAAUGAAAGGCUUCAAGCACAGUCAGAGGCUCAAAUUGAUACAUUAACUUCUGAGGAAGCUAGCUUCUUGGUUGCAAAUCUGAACUUAGGACCAAUAUACACUAUUUUGCAAGAAAAGAUAAGCGGCCCUAUAUCUGCUAUUCCUGGCAUGGAUACAGCAACAUUGAAAACAUUUUUGAACAAGUUUGAUAUGUUCUUGGUAUCCCCAGAUGUGUACAUUUUGCCUCAAUUAAAUUUGCUCCUGAGUCAUACACACAAGUCACUGGUGAAAAAGAGGGCUUUUGAAGUAAUUCUUGCAAUAUAUGCUCAACUGUAUAAUGCUUUACAUGAUCCUGCAAAUGGUUAUAUUGAUCCACAAGCAAUUGUUCGGAGAACACCUGAUGAAGUUAAUAAAUUAUUGAUAUAGUUUUAAUAUAAUUUCAAUUACUCAUAUAUAUCUAUACAUAUUAUUAAAAAAAUAAAUAUU
Hyposmocoma kahamanoa is the source of this 1938-nucleotide messenger RNA. It is a transcript of the gene Cog6, whose product is annotated as conserved oligomeric Golgi complex subunit 6. The coding region runs from base 16 to 1878 and encodes 620 amino acids. The record is from RefSeq and is a predicted model, not a curated record. The transcript has a single exon. Gene Ontology annotation, cellular component: COG complex. Lineage: Eukaryota; Metazoa; Arthropoda; Insecta; Lepidoptera; Cosmopterigidae. Gene Ontology annotation, biological process: intra-Golgi vesicle-mediated transport.